Ctenocephalides felis (cat flea) is the source of this 987-nucleotide messenger RNA. Its product is annotated as anaphase-promoting complex subunit cdh1-like. NCBI's taxonomy places the organism in Eukaryota, Metazoa, Arthropoda, Insecta, Siphonaptera, Pulicidae. The coding region runs from base 40 to 987 and encodes 315 amino acids. The record is from RefSeq and is a predicted model, not a curated record. The transcript has 4 exons.
GUGUAUAAUGAGUAAAUAGUAAAUUAUAUAGUUGUAAUUAUGGAUCAUGUGAGUGUUGAUGAAGGAACUAAAAUAGAAGCUUCUGUGAACAAUAGCUUUGGAAGUUGUCAACAACCUCAAGUUGGGCCCAAUGAAUCAAGUGAAAGUAUGAAACUGUUUUUAGAAGAGUCACAAGGAGAUCUAACACAAAAUAAUCACAAUGACAUAAAUACUGAAUCAGAUUCAAAUACAAUUCCAACAGUCCCCAAGAAAAAUGAUGUCCUAUCAGAAACAUUUUCUGACGAAAAUGCGAAACAAAUUGAUGAUAACAAAUUGAAUACCGACAUGAAAUUAGAUACCAAUUUUGAUGCUGAUACACAGAUUGAAGAAAUUGACAAAUUUAUAAUGAAUGGAAAUUUAUCAGAUAUCACAGAAAAUGGAAUUUCUGAAAAACAAGAUGAUGCUGAAAAUAAUAUGACUACAGUAAAAAAUACAGACACAGAUCAAGAUAAAGGCAGUGGCACUAUUACAACAAGCACUGAUAAAAAUCAAACCGAUACUUCUGAAGAAACUGAUUUAUAUCCUGCGACAUCAACAGAUACCUUUACAUCGAAUCCAUCUGCUUCGUCUUUAUCAACAGAGCUAUCAAAUAAUGAUCUAAACAACACUUUACCAAUUGAGACCACACACUUAACAAGCACUAAUUCUUCAUAUAAUGCUUCUAUUUCCGAAGCCAAUGAUUUAAUUACUAAAGAUACAAGUGCAAAAUCAAAUGAUGUACCAGAAACUAUGAAUCGUAAACGGAAGAUAGAGGAUGAAACUUCUGAUGUUAUAAAAAUAAAACGAAUUUCUGAUAGCAUUGAUAAUAAGGAUAAUAUGUCAACAAGCAUAAUUUCAUUUUCUGGAGAUUGUCAAGAAAAUGAUUCUUCAAGUAUUUCAUUAAAUAUUCCAGAAACAUCAUUAGAUACCAGUAAUAGUCGAACAUUAAUUAAUGGUGAAAGUGUUUGA